UCAUCAUGACAACAGAGAAGAGUUUAGCGGCGGACGCUGAGAAUCCGGAGCAGCAGCAAGCGAAGGAGGAGGAGGGAGCUGCUGAAACGCAACAGCAAGAGGCUUCUUCGGAGGAAGCGGCUCAGCAGGCGUCGGAAGGACAGACCCCGUCGGGGCAGAAGCAGGCGGCCUCCAACGGCGAUACCCCCACGCACGAGGAGCAGAGCAAGAAGGAACGCCGCACCUCAGAGGGCCGGGGCUUGUCCCGCCUGUUCUCGUCCUUUCUCAGGAGGCCCAAGUCUCAGGUGUCUGAAGAGGACAAAGACGCUGAUGGUCCUAAGGAGAGGGAAGGUGAGCAGAAAGAGCCAGGAGUAGGAGCCAGUCCUGAUGAAGAGAUCCUGGUGAAGGCUCCAAUUGCAGCUCCCGAGCCUGAGCUCAAAACCGAUCCGUCGCUAGAUCUCCAUUCGUUAAGCAGUGCGGAAACGCAGCCUGCUCAGGAGGACAGGAGGGACGACCAGGACCCGGACAACCCCAGAGACCCUGAGGACAAGGAAGGAGGUGGAGUGCAGGAAGAGUGCUCCAAGCCAGAGCUGAAAAAGGAGACUCCAGAGACAAAAGCAGACAAGGAUUUGAAAGCUACCCAGAGGGCAGUAAAAAGACACAGAAACAUGUACUGCAAAGUUGUCUUGCUGGAUGACACCAUUUUUGAGUGUGCCGUGGAUAAACAUGCCAAAGGGCAGGAUCUACUUAAAAAAGUCUGUGACCACCUCAAUCUCCUGGAAGAAGACUACUUCGGCUUGUCCAUAUGGGACACACCAACCUCCAGGACGUGGCUGGAUCCCGCCAAAGAAAUAAAAAAGCAGGUUCAUGGAGGCCCCUGGGAUUUUACCUUCAAUGUCAAGUUUUAUCCACCAGAUCCCGCGCAGCUGACGGAGGAUAUAACGAGGUAUUACUUGUGUCUUCAGCUUAGACAAGACAUCCUUAAGGGGCGGCUGCCUUGUUCCUUUGCGACUUUGGCUCUGCUGGGUUCUUACACAGUCCAGUCCGAGUUGGGAGACUAUGAUCCAGAUCUACACAGCGCGGAUUAUAUCACUGAAUUUAAAUUGGCCCCAAACCAGACUAAAGAACUUGAGGAGAAGGUUAUGGAGCUUCAUAAAACAUACAGAUCCAUGACACCAGCCCAAGCAGACCUGGAAUUUCUUGAGAAUGCAAAAAAGCUGUCUAUGUAUGGAGUUGACCUUCACCAAGCCAAGGACUUGGAAGGAGUGGAUAUCACUCUGGGAGUCUGUUCCAGUGGCCUUCUUGUUUACAAAGAUAAGCUGAGAAUCAACCGCUUCCCUUGGCCCAAAGUCCUGAAGAUUUCCUACAAACGCAGCAGCUUCUUUAUUAAGAUUCGGCCAGGGGAGCAAGAGCAAUAUGAAAGUACAAUUGGAUUCAAGCUACCAAGUUAUCGGGCAGCAAAGAAGCUGUGGAAAGUAUGUGUUGAACACCACACGUUUUUCAGGCUAACGUCCACCGAGGCGAUCCCGAAGAGCAGGUUCCUGGCGCUGGGCUCCAAGUUCCGCUACAGUGGCCGGACGCAGGCGCAGACGAGGCAGGCGAGCGCCCUGAUCGACAGACCGGCUCCCCAGUUUGAACGGACGGCAAGUAAGCGGGCCUCCAGGAGCCUCGACGGAGCUAAACGUGCGACUCAAAAAGUUGAGUUCAGAGCCGUAGAGGAAGAGAAGCAGGAGGAGGUGGUGGUGGUUGAGGUUCCCGAAUCAAAACCCGUGGAUCAGUCCCGAGAGAAGCCAGGUAUAGCUGUGGUGGCUACAAAUCUCUGCAGUGCAUUGCCUAUCCUUUCCCCACUGAGACGCCUUUACAUGCUUGUUCUUGACAACUCUGAAAAUUUUCACCAAAUCUGGCAGCUUUCUUUUUCGUUUCUUUGCAAGGAGAGUUUUGUACUCGGAGAACAGAGAGCUCGGGAGUGGCCUGGGUCUGGGAGUGUGGAGACUUCCCAGAUUUCUGCAUUGCACCUCGCUAGGCAGUUAAUCCCCACGAACUGUAGCAACACGCAGCGCCUAAAAAUCAAGUUGUGUUCGCUGGGUUUUGCAGCCGAGUUUGCGGAGGUGGGGAAAACGCACAUUGAGGUCACCGUGCCCACUGCGAAUGGUGACCAGCCCCAGAAAAGAUCAAAGAGGCUAGAUGGUGAAAACAUUUAUAUCAGGCAUAGCAAUUUAAUGUUGGAGGAUCUAGAUAAGACCCAAGAAGAAAUAAAGAAGCAUCAUGCCAACAUCAGCGAGCUGAAGAAGAACUUUAUGGAGUCCGUCCCCGAGCCUCGGCCGAGCGAAUGGGACAAACGCCUGUCCGCCCAUUCCCCCUUCCGCACCCUUAACGUCAACGGGCAGAUUCCCACGGGAGCGGAUGGAAGUAAGAGUGACUUUCUCUCCAAAGAGGAUGUGGCUGCAGUGCCAGAGAGGAAAAGUGUUAACCCUGCCUUUCAAUGGGAGGGCCCAAAGCAGUCAGUAGCUUUUAGUGAGACCCAAAUGUCACCUGCCUCAGAGCCUGCUCCAAGUCGGGACUUUGGCGCGUCCUCCGUAAGCAGCGAGGAGGAGGCGGCUGCUUCCAGCCUCCCCGAGAGCGCGGAGGACCUGAGAUGGGACAAGGGGGGUUUUGCAGCUGCGGAAAAGCAGGCGGCCGACUCAGAGCGAUCUGAGCCGGAGCGCCUGGUAAUCCCCGCUGCGCCUCCGCCGCAGCCCUGGGGAAGAGAGGAGGUGGCAGAGGCUGGCGACGACAGAUUGGCGCGAGAAGCGUUUAGAAAGCUAAAUGGAGUGUGUCGCGGCUUGAAGGUUAAUAAUGGGCUUCCAGCAGUCUUUCGCUGCUUCCAGCCACCUCUAGUGAAGACGCAGACAGUCACCAUCUCGGACGUAUCCAAUGCUGUGAAAAGUGAAAUUCCAACAAAAGAAGUUCCCAUUGUCCACACGGAAACUAAGACCAUCACCUAUGAAGCUGCACAGACGGAUGGCGGCAACGGAGACUUGGAGCCCGGCAUCCUGCUGACUGCUCAGACCAUCACCUCCGAAACCACCAGCAGCACCACCACCACGCAGAUCACCAAGACUGUAAAAGGUGGCAUAUCAGAGACACGGAUUGAAAAGAGGAUUGUCAUCACGGGAGAUGCAGAUGUAGACCACGACCAGGUUCUAGCACAAGCCAUAAAAGCAGCAAAAGAACAGCACCCGGACAUGUCGGUGACCAAAGUGGUCGUGCACCAGGAGACGGAGAUUGCCGAAGAGUAGCAAGGCCACGGAGUGUUCCUGCCAGACAGAGCACAGGGGAAAAGAAACCCAGCAAAACUACAAAGAAACUACCUGGAGCACAAAGACCUCAGAUUUACCAGACUUACACUCAGAAACUGAACAUUCAUAUCAUUUAUUAGGAGUUGCGCUUUGACGUUUUACUUGGGAUUUUUCCAGAAUCCAAUGGAUAUCCACUAUUGGAUAUAGUGGGUUUUUUUGUUGUUUUUUUUAUAUUGUGACAAACAGUAUGCCAUAUUUCUAACUGUACUGAACAUUUUUUACAGGUUUUCAAUUUUGCAUUCCCUCUCACGCAUAGCCUCUUCAGAUACAGGCCCAACCACAACUUGAAGGGCUCAAAGGGUUGGGUGGUUUUUUUGGUGUUUUUUUUUUUUUUAAUAAGUCUUUUCCCCCUCAGCCUUGUCAGGCGUAAUGGAGAUAAGUCACAUUAGUGCAUCCUCUGAGAGCAGACUUUGUACCCAAAAAGCUACCGCUGGGUCCUUCUGCCACAAGAGACAGUUUUCAAAAGUCGGACUUCAGCUUGUGCAGCCUUUCAUGUCGCCCCUUGAUUUUCAGCUCUAGGGCGCUGGCGUCUCCAGCCGCGAUACCUGGGCGUACAGAGCAGAGCUGCUGCCUUUAAGCUGAGUCUCCUCGCCUUUGUGGCUUUCCGACCGGCGCUGUUGGAACGCAGUCGGGUUGCGGGGUGUAAGCGUGUACCCACAUGUUAAUAGUUGGCUAGGUUUAAGGAAUCCCGAGAGUUGCUUCAAGUAGCCGAUACUGUGAAUCGUAGAGCUUUCGGAGGACGGUGGUAGGCCCUUCGCCUUUCUCCUGUGUAGCUCUGCCUAGUGCUACCUUACCUGUUUGUGUUUUCUAGACGCCAUUAAAUUAAAAAGCCCUUAGAAGCGUGUGUUUAAGAUGUGUUGACUCUGAAUGCUAUUAAGGUAGGCUUAUGCAGCAUUCACAGUAACUGAUUAUUUUCUUUUCCAGUGUCAUAGUUUUCCACUUGUUUUGUGUUCUUGAUUUUUAAAGAAGGUUGUUUUUUUUUUUUAAGUCACGUUUGUUUGGGUUUUUUUUUUUCCCCUCCCAGUGCUGAAUACAUUACCCACAUAUCAGGACAAAGAUGUUAUAUUCUGCUAUCAUUUAGUUUAAAAUCCUUUAGACAAUCCUUAGACCUGGAAGCUGUAUUUGGAGAGGCUGGACAAGACACCGUAGGAGGUGUCUUGGUUUUGCUCGUUGUGAUAAAGCCAAGCCAUCUGCGGAGCAUCACUGCGCACGAGGAACGUGCUGCCACCCCCUCUCCCGCGCUGGCUCAAGGGUCUGUGCUUUGGCUUUGUGGCCACCACGCUGGAAUGAAGUACCAGGGCUAAGAGUGGCUGCAUCUUCUGGCUUGGCUUACAGACCACAUCAAAAAUGUCUUUUUAAAGAAGCACAUAAUGUACAGUUUGUUUGUAGACACUCCAGUCACCGCAGUUGCACGAGUUUACGGCCUCCUCUUGCAGUCACCUCUCAAGUGUACUUUAAGAGGCAUCUUCGGCUAGGCGGAGAUGACCAUAAAACUCUCCCGUUUUCCCCGUCUGUACGGAGGCUUGGGUGCACGUCCUUCACGGCGGCGGGGCCUGAGCUCCCCCGGCUGCUUUUUGAGUUUCAUGGAAAUGUUCUGAUCAUGCCCUGGUUUCUCCUUCCAGCAGGUUGGUAGGGGUUUUUUUGGUUUUUUUUGUUUGUUUGUUUUUUUAAGAAAAAGCUGUGUUAAGACUCUGCCCAGACACUUGUGAACACUUUAGUAGGACUUUGAGGUUGUGAUUUUGUAUAUGGCGUGGCACAGAGGUAGCUGAGGGCAUGGAGUGCUCUGCUGCCACCCUUCCAUCGAGGGUGGGAAGCACAUGGCAAUAAAAGAAGUUUUCUGCUAUUUUAGGUUUGAAUAGUGUGUUUCAGAGGUCACUGGGUUUAGCUCAGGCUGCAAUGACUUGCCAUUUAGCUGAGAGUAGUCUUUGACCUACACUAGGGCUAGUGUAGCUUCUCAGAUUCAGGUGCAAUUUUAAUUAAGCUGUCAGUAUUGUUUGGAGACGAUGCUGAAAACGCUGGAGCUGCUGGAGUUUUGCUUUUCCCAGAGCCUAGUGAGGCUCAGCCCAGCUCUCCGGCAUGGGCGGCUCCUCGCCAGGCUGCUCCAGGGGCUGGUCUCUCCUGGAGGCGCUGCAGGCGGGUGGCAGGCCCUCUUGCGUGCACCUGCGGGGUCUUGGGCUGGUUCUUGGCAUCCCGCUUUGCGGGUUUGGGGAGUCCUCUGCUCCACGACUUUAGCGUAGAGAUGAAGUCUUCCUAUUUUAUGUCUGAACAGCCCUUUCCUUCCUUUGGCUGCAAGGCAGAUCCUUUAAUGGGUGGGUGACUCUGCUCUCUGUCCUCAUUGGGUAACGCUUGCCUUAACCGACCGUCAUGCUGAGCAUCUGUCCGGUGAUGUCCCGUAUCUGGGAAUUUCAGUUUUUGCUACUUGGUCCUUCCUUGUGUUCUCUCCCUGUAGCAGGUAAAUCAUCCGAAAAUGAGCACGCAGAGAUUUCUUAGAUUUACCAGAGAAAACCAGUGUGAUAAAUUAGGUUUCUCCGUAGCACUUAAAGGCACUUGGCAGUCACGAGACUCAGGUGAACACGGCGCAAGGCUGUAGCGUGGUCCUCUGUGUCGAGGUAGCGCGUGGACUGACCGUGUUGAAAAGAGCCAAACGUCCCGAGUAACGGAUGCAUAAACUUCCUAGGGCUCGGAAACCUGUUGGCGUGAGAGGUGGUUCCUUUCCAAAAGGACUGCGGGAUCCCCCCCUUCCUAAGGGGCCAUGGAAAAAAAUAACCCUUACCUAUAUGUAUAUAUUUUUUGGCUGGAUUUUAGGUGGCUGUCUCCAGGUCGUUCAUUCACACGCUUCCCCUUGGUUACGUUUAAGUUCUUGCUUUUUUUUCAAACCACUCGGAGCAGAGUUGCUCCCCGAGGCACCUCCUCCCCAUCGCUGUGACUCUUCGCCACCCUGUUGCCUGACCCCACGGGGGAUUUCCAGCCCUCCUGAGCCUCUCUAGCGGAUGAGGCCGUGUACGUGGAGCCGGAGAAAAAGCAGCGGCAGCCUGGGAAGAAGAUACAGGAGCUCUCUGCAGCACCAGCGCCAAAAAACAUAAGUAGCUUCUUGCAUCUUCACCCAGCGCCGCCGCGGUGGGACCGCCUGCGCCCCUCCUCUGCCACGGGGCUUAACAAACCCGGCUCUUAGCGCGUUACCUAUUUCUGGAGACAAAACAGCGAUAUAAGGUCUAUUUAUAUGAAUGUUCCCAGCUCUCCCCAGUCCACAAAUUCACCUACAGACUGUCUUGAUUGUAUAAUACACAUUAUAUGGAAGCUAUUUAUAUAUGAACGAAUGUUUUUUAUAGAAAGGAAGGCAAGGAGCUCGUGACCUGGUCUCAUCCAUUGAAGCGGAACGGCAGCGCCGGUUGCCAAACAGCAAUCUCUGAACAGCACGGCUGAUUUCAUCAAAGGACUGGCUGAUUUCUGGUUUUAAUAAACCGUGGUUUGCUGAUUUCCUAAUUGUACAAUGACCUUAAGAGAUGGUAGCGUCCCCAACCUUAGAGAUUAAACUUGUAAAAAAAAAAAAAAAAAAAAAAAAA
This is a messenger RNA of Struthio camelus australis, 6880 nucleotides long. The record is from RefSeq and is a predicted model, not a curated record. Lineage: Eukaryota; Metazoa; Chordata; Aves; Struthioniformes; Struthionidae.